Messenger RNA from Nasonia vitripennis (jewel wasp), 1618 nucleotides. RefSeq lists its product as uncharacterized. The transcript is spliced from 5 exons. The record is from RefSeq and is a predicted model, not a curated record. Bases 1142 to 1471 code for a protein of 109 amino acids. Lineage: Eukaryota; Metazoa; Arthropoda; Insecta; Hymenoptera; Pteromalidae.
GACGGAUUCUGGGUUUUAUUUCUACCGAGUCGUAUAUACACACACGAAACGAACCCUUGGAUUUGAGCAACUACAACCUGUAAACUCAGUUGCAGUUAUAGCACGAGCGGCCCAAUAAGGCAGUUUUGGCAAAUAAAGGAUAUAUUGCGGUAUAAGCACACCACUAUAUAUGCAAGUAUAGAAGCAAACAGUGAUGAGGGAAACGCGAAAGUGCCUAUGCGCCACCUACCGUCACCAGUCAGAAACACGUAUAGGAAACAGGACAGGCUGUCAGGCAAAAUUGAUCUUUUGAAUCAUUUUCUUCCCCGAUUUUUAAGAGCAAUAGACGUUUAUAGAUCAAUGCCAAUGAAAUUGCUCAAUAUUUUUAGAGCGCAGUUUAUCGCGAUUGGCUUUACGAGUACUCGCAGAUAAAGCUCGCGGUUAUUUGUGUGUGACUCAUUUUUUUCCUCUCGGUUUUUAUGGAUGAAUAUGAGCAUAGAGUCGUGAUUAUUAAUAAUAUAUUUCUUGGCACGCGAGCUUAUCGUAAACAACUAUAAUAUAAGCGCAGUACAGUUUCCUGCGCUGCGAGCAAUGGGUGCUUUAAAAAACACUUACAUUAGUCAACGCAAUAAUUACUUGGUGUAAUCUGCUCACGAUGUAGAUUACGAGUACAACAGACUCGGUCAAAAAUAAGUUGUAAAUCUUACUUCGACACUACGCGGAUUAGACGACUCGAUUAUUCACUUCAGUUCUCGAAAACAUAUAUGCGAAAGGUCGAAUCGAGUAACUUUUUUUUCACGUUUCGUAAUACCGGAAAUUAAAGCGCGUUUGAACUAUUUUAAAUAGGUUUUCCCCAACACGACACACGAUCAUGUAUUUCAGAAAACCUUUUUUAUAUACAGAAUGAAUAAAAAAUUACGAACGGCGCAACGGCUUUUCGACGAACCACACAAAGGGCAUCCUUGGAAUUUUGAGACGAAUUAUAAUGAAGGUGGGGCGUAAGGAACUGAUUUAUUCAAUAGCGCUGGCCAUUAUACACGACGACAAGUGAUUUUGGUAUAUAAGAUGUUGCCGGAUCAUGGGAUUUCAUUAGUUUCGUUCGAGUCUUCGGACACGAGAGAUCAGUGUUAAACAGAUUUACAUUUAAUCGCCGGCAGCAAGUAUGGCUUCUUUGAAGUGCUUUGUUCCCUUGAUGCUCUGCGUCCUGCUCGCCACUCUUUGCAUCGCUUCGGCUAAGCCGAUUGGCGAAGAAUCCGAUAAAAAGUCAAUCAAAACUGCAUUAUCUGAUGAAGCUAUUAAGGCAAAGUUGACCGCACAACUGGAAGAACUGGAAAAGGAUGUUGACGAUUUCCUUAAGAAAAUCGACGAGCUGGACUCUGAACUGGAUGAGAUCACAGCUAUCCCAGAUAUCCAAAAAGGAGAGUCGGAGACUGCUACUGAGCAUAUAGCAAAGAAGCCAGAGGAGCAAAAUCCUACAGAACCAUCCGUUUAGUAAAAUUCACGUUCUUUAAAUUAUAUUCUGGACCUAUAUCUCAAAACAGGACUUGACAACGCAGAAGAAUAAGCCACACGAUUAUUAUGUUUGAAAUCACAAAUAUUUGUACUCUAUAUCACGCACAUUAAAGCUCUUUUUCGAGUA